GUCACCGGCGCAUGCGUAGCACACCGGACGGCACUGCAGAAGCAGGCGAGUUCGCGAGUGUAUCGAUUUUACGAUCGUGUCUCUCGCCGCUAGUGCGUCCGUUUCCUUUAGUUUUUAGUGGUCGUGCUCAUAGUACAUGGAUAAAAUCGUGAAUGGGAUUAGUCGCUAGUCUCAUCACUCCGUACAUUUGCUGACUCGCAACACUUUGUCACCCUCGCCAUGACUAAGGAUAGAUUAGCAGCUCUUGUUGCGGCCCAGUCGGACGACGAUGACGUGGCGGACGAUGUGUCCGUCAAUGUUGGCGGGCCCGAUGAUUUUAUGACCGAGUUUUUCGCGGAAGUGGAGGAAAUCCGCGAAAUGAUAGACAGGAUCCAAACGAACGUGGAGGAUGUGAAGAAAAAGCAUAGUGCCAUUUUGUCGGCACCUCAAACCGACGAAAAGGUUAAAAUGGAAUUGGAGGACCUGAUGUCCGAUAUCAAGAAAACGGCGAAUAAAGUGCGGGCUAAAUUGAAGGUGAUAGAGCAAAAUAUCGAGCAAGAGGAGCACACGAACAAAUCGUCGGCGGAUCUGAGGAUACGGAAGACACAGCAUUCGACGCUCUCGAGGAAGUUCGUCGAGGUGAUGACGGAGUACAAUCGGACCCAGACCGAUUACAGAGAGCGGUGUAAGGGAAGGAUACAGCGACAGUUGGAGAUCACCGGUAGGACGACCACUAACGAGGAGCUGGAGGAAAUGCUGGAGCAGGGGAAUCCGGCUGUGUUCACGCAGGGGAUUAUCAUGGAAACGCAACAAGCGAAACAGACUCUCGCCGAUAUCGAGGCGCGCCACGCCGACAUCAUCAAACUAGAAAACUCCAUCAGGGAGCUUCACGAUAUGUUCAUGGACAUGGCGAUGUUGGUGGAGAGUCAGGGUGAGUUGGUGGACCGCAUCGAGUACCUCGUCGAUCAAACCGGCGACCACGUUGUCCAGGCCCGGGGAGAGCUGAUCAAGGCCGAGGAGUAUCGGAGCAAAGCUCGUAAGGACGAGGCACGAACUGCGAUUGUUGAGAAUUGGGAGGCCAGUUGCAGGCGCACACGCAGAGAGGCACGCGAAUAUAGCUGCGAUUCGAUCGGAGGAUCGAAUGUGACGAUGAUGUGUAAGACAUGGAAGAAGUGGGUGACGCGUAGCAUGUACACACACCACCGAGGAAGGUGUCCAAGUAGUUACAGUUACGAAGAAGAUCAUGAUCAUGAUUUGCCUUGCUAUACUCGCCGUCGUUCUGACCACCACCAUCGGUGGAUACUUUGGACUGUGAACGCCGUACUCAGACAAGUCGAAAAGAGUUGGCGAAUUCGCGUACGAAAACGCGAAACGCCGGCAACGCGUGAAUUCAAAGAAAUCGGCCCGAAACAACGUUGGACGCAUCGCCCAUUUCAAGUGGAAUAGUGUUCGUCGACCACGACUGCAUCCGCAAUCGCAAUCGCAGCCGCAACAACAACCGCCAAUAGUAACAACGGCAAUUCGACCGCGAUCCCAUUCGCGAUCUUAUCGUCCGAUCUUUUGUCCGCGUGUGCCGCUCCUCGUCCCAUGGAUCGUCGUUCAAUUCCGCCUUCCGUUAUGCUUGCGCGUUCACCGAUACGUGUUUUACGCGUCGACUAUCGUAAACAAGAGGCAAACGAGAAUAGAAAUAGAGAUAUUUGAGAAAAUUAGUGAAAAUGAUAUGAGAAUGAAAAUGAGUAAAACGAUAGCUGGCAGAACGAAGAAUCGUCAUCGUCGUCAUCGUCGUCAUCGUCGUCAUCGUCGUCGUCGUCGUCGUUCUCGUCGUCCUCAUCGUCAUCGUCAUCGUCGUUUGUUUACAUCAUUGUUGUCGCUUGUAAUUUACACGCCUUCAUUUACUAAUCUUUCCUCUAGUUUUUCUUUCGUUCACUCGAAUAGUUUUAUCGAAAAUAAUCUCGUUUCGUUUCACGCGAGCUUUAAAUCCUUUAUUUUCCAUCGAUUUUCUCUACACUCUCUUACUUUUUUUAUCUUUAUUCUAUAAAACACGAUCAUAAAACAUAGAAAAGGAUAAAAAGCACGGACGAUAGCGACGAAGCGAUCUCGAUGUUCGCCAAUGUAUCGAAGCGAGGAAAAUUAUCAUUGCAUGGAUCGUAGACGAUCGAGACGGUUACCAUCGUCAAUCUCUUCGAGGCUAUCAUCGACGAGUAACCGAGAGUGCGAUGGAAGAAUAACACGGGUGUGAUGGACAAAUAAUAUCGAGCGUACUUACCUUUGUCCGGGACUAUCGGGCCUAGAAAGCGAAAAAAAAAAAAAAGACGGUAUUCGUGGGCGGCUGCCUACGAUUAGGUCGUAUCGAUGUAUCUCGUUUCAAAGCCAAGCCUAAAACCUAAUGGAGUUUUUCUGUAACGCGAGGCACAUCGUGCGAGGCUACCGUGCAAUCCUCUCGUUUUCUCAAACGCCAUUUUCGGCGUUAUGCGCAGGCUCUGGUAGCCGUGUCCAAUUAUACCGACUACCUACCGAAGUGCAUUCUUUUGACUGUGAUUUUUAACCGAGCUUGCAAAAUUAACCUUUUGCGAAUCUUUCGAACGCGUUCGUAAUAUGGUCGGGCAUGUAUACGAUCGUACGAGUCGAAACGCAUGCAAAAUGUUUUCUUUUCUUCGCUUCUUCCGAGAUCACCGCUAUUGCUCGAAACCGAGAACGUAGACCGAUUCGAAAUAGUAGGGUACAUCGACGGUCGGUAAAGAAGGGAAAACAUAAAUUGGAACGCGCAAAAGGCAAAUUUGCAAGUGCGUCGUAACGUUGGAAUAGCUUUCGUUCGACGGGAUAUAUACUUAGGUAGUUUGUUUCUCGCUUUCGACGUUGUGUCAGAAAUCGAUCGGUCGAUAAAAAUUGAUCGAAAACGAUGACGAAUCGUAUAGCGAAGCACCAUCGUCUUCGUGUUGCACGAAAUGCCAUUAGGGUAUUGGGUUCAAUCGACCGAUCGGCGUCACUGCUCUUUUGCAUCCUCUUUCAUAUAUCGUUAUGUUUGUUUCUAUCCAAAUACGCGGCUGCGAUCUUGCGCGCACGAUCUUCUUUCGUCCUUUUUCUCUCGGUUCAGCUCACGUUGUCGUAUUGCAGUCGUAUCGAAUACCGCUACUCUAACGUCAAUCGGUCAAUUACCGACGAUCGAACGGACAAUAACGACGAGACCAUGACCGACAUACGUAACGACGACAAUGAAACAAUGGAAAUUAAAAUAAUCCAAUCGCUUUAUAUAUAAAUCGAAAUAUUUUUCUCGUUUCUUCCAUAUUCUUCGUUUUGUUUAUUAUUAUAUAUAUAUAUAUAUAUAUUAUAUAUAUAUAUAUAUAUCUCGUUUAUCGUUGUGCGUAAAGAAAAACAUUUUCGCAAAAAGCGUGCGUCGUGUUAAAGAGGGUCGAUCAUCGGCGCGGAGAACAAGAUGCCGGAUGAUGGGAAGGAGGGAAAUGGAUUUUCGCAAAAAAAAGAAAAAACGAAAAAAAGUAAAAAAAAAGAGGAAAAAAAAAAAAGAAAAAAAACGAGGAACACGCGACGAGGAGAGAAGAGGAGAUCUAUAAAGCUGCAGCAAUAAUAAGAUAUAGAUGUUACGGGAAAUUAAUUAACGCUAAUACAAUCGUCGACGAUAAAAUCUGGAUCAUUCCGAUAUAUCGUAUCUACACAAAGUGUAUACAUAUUUAUUGCUAUAUGUGUAUAUAUAUGUAUAUAUACACACACAGACAUACCCGUACGUAUAUACACAUACACACAGAUAUACAACACUCACGACACGAGUGCGAAUGCGCGAAACGGGAGCACGUACAUGCAUACGUACACACAUAUAUAUAUACACACAACACACACAUUAUUACAUACAACGCCCAAACGCGUUACGAAAAAAAAAAAAACAUAUUACAUGUAUAUAUAAAAUAGUUAGUCGGCACAGUCGAAAAGAGUAAUAUAUUAACGAUGAUAAUUUAUUAUUCGCGACGCCUGUUGCUCGUGUAAACUAUCGUCUGAUCAUUGCUUUUCGAGCAAGAAACAGGCGACGUUCGUGUUAACGUUUUGUUGAUUAUAUUAUAUGAACGUUGAGGUAAAUGCGUUUAAAAGAUUAUGGAUUGAUGUUUCAAAAAUGAUAUAAGAGAGAAUGGGGGGGAAAAAAAGGAGUAAACAGGAGUUUACGUUGCAUACGUGUUGUAACGGUAACGUUGAGCACGGUAAUGCGAUAAAGACGACGAUACGAUAACGAUAAAAGCGUGAUAAAUAACACGGGGAAUUAGAGAAACGAACAACACGAUGAUCGCUUUGCGAUCGUAUUACGCAAGCAUAUCGAUCUUUGGUUUAAAGAUUAUCGUUUGAAUACGAUUAAGAAAAAAAAAAAAAAGAAAUUCCUUUUCAACAAGAAAUUGAUUCGAAUCGUCGUCGUCAUCGUCGUCAUCGUCGUCAUAAUAGGUAAAGGAAAAAAGAAGGAGGAGGAGGAGUAGGAUCGGAAGAAAAGAGCUUUCGUUCGUUUUCGUAUCCUGCGUCGAUCGAAGAAGAAGGAAGAACGCAAGAUCAAACAAACAAACAACACACACACACACACACAUACACAUACACACACAGAAAGAAUCAUUAUCGCUUUACGACUUGCUUCACAUUUCAAAGUUUGUCCCUUCUUGGUCGAUUUGGAAUUUAUUUAGCGAUCGUUCGAAUCGAUAUUCGAUUCGAGAAAAAGAAAAAAAGAUUGUGCGAUUCAUUCGAUUGGACAUCCUCCUCCGAACAACCUUGAUUGUUUCGCAUUUCGAAAAUUAGAAAAAGAAAUCGAUUCGCGCGGACCGAGUCAUUACUCGAUCGGCGAAUAUGAUUGGUUCGAUCGAUCGAUCGAUCGAUAGUCAAUUCUCUGUCUCGGUGUCGGUUCGAUGCCGAUCUACGAUGUAAAAGGAGACAGGAGUUAUCGGCCUUAAAUACGAUUGGUCGCAUAAAUACAAACCCCCACCUCUUCCCCUUCCCCCACUCCCGCACCGAGACGAGAGUCAUCGCAAACUGUCCCUUGCGCGCAUCACUUUUUUAAAUAAUACCGUUACUAACCUCCUCUCCGAAAAGGAGUUGUUCCUUUUUUUUCCGUUCGAUUAGCUUUAAACCUCGUUGACUUGUCGUUAGCAUUUUUCUCCGAUGCGUGCGCGUUCGUGUGUAGCGAUACUCGCGAUUAGGAAUUGAAGAAUCAAAUUAUACUUACUUUCAGAUAAGUACCAUCGAAUAAGUUUUCCGGGCCACGAUAGAAUUAUAUACCUGUAAACUUGCAAAAACAGUGCACGUAUCACCGAUGAUCUCGUUGGUAUAUGCAUACGUAUAGUGUGUAUAGUUUUGGCCUAAAAAAGUAAGGAAGAGGAUUUUUCUCGUUCACGUGUUAUAAAUUAUACCUGCGACUUCGUUAAUUUUCUUUCGUUCACGAGAGCGUAAGAUUUCACGAGACGUGCGCAAUAUUUUAUCUUGAUUCGCGCAACGUUGCUGUCCGUCUGUCAGUCUGUCUUUCUUUCUUUUUUCUUUCUUUCUCUUCUCGCGUCUCUUCUCUCUCUCUCUCUCCUUAUUUCACUUGUUUCAUAUUUACUUCUUGACGAAACGAACGAACGUUGUUCCAUAGAAUGGAAAAAUUGUGUAUUCUUUAUUUUGGAAAAAUUAGGGAACGUGAACGAUGUGAACGAACGAAAGAGAAGACCGACAGAUGGGCUAAAAUGUGAAUCGAUCAGGGAGUAAAUACGACGAAGAAACGGGAAUUGUGACAAAGCAGAUGGAACGCUUUAGAGACUUCGAACACGACAAAGUAUCGAGAAUGUACUUACAUUGGUCGUGUCGCAUCGGUGCAAUUAUUACUCUUCGAGAGACUAUUUCAAUAACCUUAUGAGUGUCAAUUCCACUUUCGAGCGUAAAUCGUGUAAGUUUGCGAAUGUUUUCAGAUAAAAGAACAAACGAACAAAAAUAAAGAGCGAUCGUGAUGGGGUGUCGGUGUUAAAUCAUAACGAUAAGAGAGGUUGCGUGGCCAUGUCUCUUGACUGCUACGCGCCAAAGUGAGAUUAUUAUAAUAAAUUUACAUUAUUGAGAAAUUAAUUAGGGAAUGAGAGUGUGGGAGAGAAAGGAAUAGAAAGUACGUGCGAGCGAACGAACGAAUGAACGAACGAACGAACGAACGAACGAACGAACGAGCGAGCGAGCGAAAAAAGUACGAAAGUAAGAAAAUAAAAAAAAACCAAGGAUGAAAGGAGAAGUUUAGGAAGAAAUCGGACGAAUGCACGAUCGAACGAAUGCGCGAACGAACGAACGAUGGCAAGAAAGUUUGAACGAAAGAGUAUUUAUUUACGUAUGCGUGCAUGCGAGAGAGAAACCGAUUUACGAAAGAGAUAAAAAUUUGAAGAAUUUAGCACGUUGAACAAUGAUAUGGAAAAUACUUUUUAUCGUAGAUACACUUCUAUUAGGUGAAAGAACUACGUAAGAACAAAGAAAAGGCAAAAAAAUAGAAAAAGAAAAAGUAAAAAAGAGACCUGUACUAAGGAUUACUUAUUAAAUAAAUGAACGGUGUUUUUCCGCCUAUGAGUCGUAUUUGCAUCGAAUGAAUAUAGAUGCAUUUCACUUCUCACACUCUCUCUCUCUCUCUCUCUCUCUCUCUCUCUCUACCUUUCUCUUUCUCUCUCAGUUAUACGAGAACAGAACGAGAUAGAUUGUUAUUUUCCAUCUUUAAUGCGAUAUUAUUGUUAUUAUCAUUAUUAUUAUCAACACUGUACAAAGUUGGCAAUAAUAUUAAGAAAUCCAUCGUCGUAACGCGUUUACUAGCUGUGUUUGAAGAAAGAGACGCAAGACGAGAUCCACGCUCGUCAUCCGACAGAGAGAAGAAAAUUCGUUGCAGCGCUAACUACAGCGUAUAUAAAAAAAAAAAAUAAAGCGUGCCCUUUUACCUAUCUAAUCCUGCACAAAAAUAUCGAUGGUUCUGCGAAUCUGAAUAUCUAUAUAUAUAUAUAUAUAUAUAUAUACAUACAUAUAUAUAGAGCUAUACAUGCAUCCUUACGCGACAAAAAAGAAAAAAAAAAAAGAGAAAUAGAUAUCUCGCAAAAAUACCAAAAUACGUAGAUCCGGGUUUGGAAUAUUAAAAAGUAAACGAAAUUUCGACGAGAAAAAGGGCAUGUCUGGUAAUAAUAACGACGAGAGUCGGAUCGCGUCCAUGGAUGUUCGGUCAAAUAACAGGAGUAGGAAAUCGGUGAAUCGGUAGAUUUUCUGUAUUCUCUAAACGCGAUAAGCGAUUCAACCGCGAACUCACGUUUGGAAUCUUGUCGCUGCCUCUAACUCGCGAUUCGCCGAUUUCUUCUCGCGUUGUAGUAGCUACUUUCUUUGUGAUCUAUUGAUCUAUCGAAGCGAUAACGAAGACAAAAAAAAAAGAGCCAAGCGUUUACUGUACAAUUAUAUUCUUUUACGUUAACGACAUUGAGUAGACGAGUAGUAUAUUUUACAUUAUCGAGAUAUGAUAGCGUUACUUGUCUUACCCUAAUUUUAUAUAUCAUUGAAGAUACGUAACCGCAGGAAUAAUGAUUAUAGUCAGCACUACAGUGAAGUUACUAUACGUCUGUAGAUAACAAAGGUCCGCAGAGAUUUUAAAAACCGACACGAUGUUCAAUGUAUUUAAUUAAUUGAUCUUCUCUCUCGAAAGAUGAACAAUAUACAAGAAUAUGUAACGGGAGUGAA
This is a messenger RNA of Apis cerana (Asiatic honeybee), 7677 nucleotides long. It is a transcript of the gene Syx1A, whose product is annotated as syntaxin 1A. Gene Ontology annotation, biological process: intracellular protein transport; exocytosis; vesicle fusion. NCBI's taxonomy places the organism in Eukaryota, Metazoa, Arthropoda, Insecta, Hymenoptera, Apidae. Gene Ontology annotation, cellular component: endomembrane system; SNARE complex; plasma membrane. Gene Ontology annotation, molecular function: SNARE binding; SNAP receptor activity. The record is from RefSeq and is a predicted model, not a curated record.